AUGGGGGUCUCACGCGGCCCGCCUGAACUUAAGAAAACAACGAAAACAGGUUCUAACCUUGAUACCGCCCGCGCUGAAAAGGUGCAAGUGACAGAGGAAGUGAUUGGUAUUGAUGAUGACAAUGAUGAUUUGGAUUGGCUAGCGUCACCCAAGGUAGCUGUCAAGAAGGGGAAACAAUGUGAGAAUUCGGUUAUAAAGGAGUUGAGGCUGAAGAAGCAGGAGCUGUUAUCAUUCACCGAAUCAGCCAAAGAUAUUGUCCAAACCAUUGAAGAAACUGUCAAAAGAGAUCUUAAUACCUCGUUAAAUUCUGAAUUUGAAAGUCCUGUUGAGAAACCUUCAAAACCUGCUGUAGAAAGACCAAAAAUAGUUAUAUCCAUCCAAGACAAAGAAGGUUUGAAGCAGUUUCAAACUUACAAGGAUGAUAGGUUUGAGCGGCUUUUUAAAAUGUAUGUUGAUAAGGUGAAGAAUAAGGCAGAAAAUUUAGUAUUCUGUUUCGAUGGGGAUAAAGUGGGCCCCACAGCUACUCCUAUCAGUCUGGAGUUGGAAGAUGAUGAUAUUAUUGAGGUCCACGUAAAGUCAAGUUGAGCCAGGUACC
Molecule: messenger RNA, 595 nt
Organism: Helianthus annuus (common sunflower)
Lineage: Eukaryota; Viridiplantae; Streptophyta; Magnoliopsida; Asterales; Asteraceae
Exons: 4
Coding region: 1-585 (194 amino acids)
Source: RefSeq, a predicted model, not a curated record